ACGAUGGCGGUCACCCUUCACACCCGCAAGUUCAUGACCAACCGCCUGCUCGCCCGCAAGCAGUUCGUGCUCGAGGUCAUCCACCCCAGUCGCGCCAACGUCUCCAAGUCGGAGUUGAAGCAGAGGCUCGCCAAGGUGUACGAGGUGAAGGACCCCAACUGCAUCUUCGUGUUCUGCACCCACUUUGAAUUCGGUCUCAUCUACGACAACCUCCAGAUUCACUGGGAGGCUGCCAAGGUGCUCGUCAUGGCGCACGCGGCUGCUCCAGAGGGCAAGCUCAAGGCCAUCUACAAGAAGUACUCAUGUGAGCAAUAUGGGCGCGUGUCCCUGCGCCCUCCGACAGUGGCCGCUCCUUAG
This is a messenger RNA of Triticum dicoccoides, 357 nucleotides long. Its product is annotated as 40S ribosomal protein S24-1-like. NCBI's taxonomy places the organism in Eukaryota, Viridiplantae, Streptophyta, Magnoliopsida, Poales, Poaceae. The transcript has 3 exons. The record is from RefSeq and is a predicted model, not a curated record. Gene Ontology annotation, cellular component: ribosome. Gene Ontology annotation, molecular function: structural constituent of ribosome. Gene Ontology annotation, biological process: translation. Bases 4 to 357 code for a protein of 117 amino acids.